This is a messenger RNA of Thrips palmi, 1967 nucleotides long. RefSeq names its product katanin p60 ATPase-containing subunit A-like 1 (gene kat-60L1). Gene Ontology annotation, molecular function: ATP binding; microtubule binding; ATP hydrolysis activity. Gene Ontology annotation, cellular component: microtubule cytoskeleton. The coding region runs from base 275 to 1828 and encodes 517 amino acids. The transcript has 9 exons. The record is from RefSeq and is a predicted model, not a curated record. NCBI's taxonomy places the organism in Eukaryota, Metazoa, Arthropoda, Insecta, Thysanoptera, Thripidae. Gene Ontology annotation, biological process: microtubule severing.
CCGCGAGCAGUACCUGCACUGCACCGGACCCCACACUGCGAGUCCCGGGGGCGGGACCAUGUCCGCCGGCACCACCUCGAGACAGUGAACAUCCCCGCCGUGCUCGCGCUCGCGAACCAAAGCCGAGGCCGUCGUCGGGAUGCCUCUGGUGACCGCGUUGAACUCCGUCGGGUACUCGUGGUGAGGAUGCGGCCACGGCGGCCUGCCCGGCGCUGCGUUCCGUCUAGGCCCCUCUAGGCCUCGGCGCGCGCGCUUCGACCGCGAGGAAGACAAGAUGGGGCACAGCAUGUUCAGGACGGAGGAGCAGGUGGUGAUGCAGACGCCGCUGGCGGGCGCCCUGUUCAGCGGCAAGCCCUUCCUGCCCGCACUCGCCCCCUCCGCGCACGGGCCCUCCACGGGGCUGCAGCAGGUGGCCAGGAUGAUGGACUCGCUGCUCAUGGACACCUUCUCGCCCUUCACCUUCACCAAGAUCACGACGCACCACCGCCAGAAGCAGGCGAGCCGCCGCCAGCACCACCGGGCUGCGGAGUUCAUGCAGCGGCCCGCGGAGUCGGCGGCCGGCGUGAGGGGCGGCGUCCACCAGGUCCACCACAACCACUCCCCGCCCGUGGCCAACGACAAGUGGGUCGCCUCCCUGAGGAGGAGGGACCCGGAGAUCCAGCCCGCGCUUCCAGCCAUCGGCACGCUCCGCGGCAGGUCGAGCUCGCACCCCUCCGUGGCGCGCAAGUCCCGGUCCGUGGACCGCCUGCCGCGGCCCGCGCGGCCCCGGCCCGCCGUCCAGGGCCCCGUCGCCUCCGCCGCGCUGCACCACCACCGCCACCGCCGGCCCAGCAAGAAGACGUCGUCGACGGGCUCCUCCGAGAAGGAGGACCACGACGCGGACGACGAGAAGGAGGAGCGCUCCUUCAACCCCAUCGGCUACGAGGGCCACCUCGUCGACACGCUGGAGAAGGACAUCCUGCAGCGCAACCCCGACGUGACGUGGGCCAGGAUAGCGGGCCUGGAGGACGCCAAGAGCGUCCUGCAGGAGGCCGUCGUGCUGCCCAUCCUCAUGCCCGACUUCUUCAAGGGCAUCCGGAGGCCUUGGAAGGGCGUGCUCAUGGUGGGCCCGCCCGGCACGGGCAAGACCAUGCUGGCCAAGGCCGUGGCCACCGAGUGCGGCACCACCUUCUUCAACGUGUCCUCGGCCACGCUCACCUCCAAGUACCGCGGCGACUCGGAGAAGCUGGUGCGCCUGCUCUUCGAAAUGGCCAGGUUCUUCGCGCCCAGCACCAUCUUCAUCGACGAGAUGGACUCGCUGUGCUCGCAGCGCGGCACCGACUCGGAACACGAGGCGUCGCGCCGCUUCAAGGCGGAGCUCCUCAUCCAGAUGGACGGCCUCAACUGCACCAGUGGCGACGACAAGGUCAUCAUGGUCCUCGGGGCGACGAACCACCCGUGGGACAUAGACGAGGCGUUCCGAAGGCGCUUCGAAAAGCGAGUGUACAUCCCGCUGCCGAACGAUGAAACCCGCACUGCCCUGCUCAAACUGUGCCUCGAAGGGGUGACGGUGGAGAGCGAAUUCGACCACCAGACGGUCGCCGACAAGCUGGAGGGCUACACGGGCUCGGACAUCAGCAACGUGUGCCGGGACGCUGCUAUGAUGGCCAUGCGACGCAAAAUCUGCGGCCGCAGCCCGGACGAGAUCAAGAAGAUCAAGAAGGAGGAGGUGGACCUGCCGGUGACCGUGCAGGACUUCGAGGAGGCCAUCGCCAAGUGCAAGAAGAGCGUGCCCCAGGAGGACGUCACCAAGUACGAGGAGUGGAUCGCCGAGUUCGGCUCGUCGUAGGGGCCUGUGCAUUGUCUCGGGCGAAUCCAAGCGUGAGUUAGAUUGUGUACAGCUGUUGUCAGACAAUGUUUCUUCCAAUGUUGCAUGACAUUUAUAAUUCGAUUUGUAUUAUAUAUUAAUAAAGUACUGCGCUUUUUUU